ACAGCGCUGACAAGAUGGCGGAAGGGACUGAAGCAAAGUGAGCUGGAUAGCUAACAGUCUAACUGCUACAAUUAGAAGACCUUUGCGAGUUUUGUACUGAGUACAGGUAGUGCACUGGACUGGCGUGGGGGAGGCGAGGAGCAAAUGAGCCCCUUACUGCGAGGGAGAGCAAUCGGCGGAAGAAAGACAUUAAUUGCAACUAAGCUAGCCUGCUAACCGCCCUGAAGAAACCUGCAUCCACUUGGUAGCUGAAAAUAUAUUUAGCUAGCUAGCGAGAUAUUUAGCUAACGUUAGCUUUUAGCUUGCCGGACCAAUUCAAAGAAGACGCUAACGGUAGUUAGCUAGCUAAGUAGUUGGAAUGUUGAAGAAGCUAACUAUUGUCAUAGCUAACGUUAGCUGAUUUAUUAUAUGUUUUGAUUUUCAGUAAGUUAGGUUUAAGAACUGCUGCGCGUGGAAGCCAAAUCAUUAUCAUAGUUAGCUAGCUAAUCUAAAAGGAAAAUACCCGAAACACGGUGUUGUGACGAAACGCUUGAGACGGUGCUGAACUCGGUCUAGUGUGGCUGUGAUUUUACUUGUUUGUGCUAGCAUGCUAGGUAGUUGGCGAACGACAACUAGCUAAAAUUGAUCGUUUCUGUUUGGAUACAUGGUUUGCCUUUUUUGGAUUAGGUUUUUUUCAAAAGAGCAAGAAGACUUUGCAUACAAAGCACAGCAUAGUUUUCUGGGAAGAGAACUGGGAAUUUGUCUUUAGCUAUUGACUGUUUAUUUUUUCCUGGUGCAACUUGCGUGACGCCAUGGCUCACUCCCCUGUUCAGGGUGGCCUGCCAGGGAUGCAGAAUCUAAAGGCCGACCCAGAGGAACUGUUCACCAAGCUGGAAAAGAUCGGAAAAGGCUCCUUUGGAGAGGUGUACAAAGGCAUUGACAAUCGGACUCAGAAAGUCGUGGCUAUUAAAAUAAUCGACCUGGAGGAAGCGGAGGACGAGAUAGAAGACAUUCAGCAGGAGAUCACAGUUCUGAGCCAGUGUGACAGUCCCUUUGUAACCAAGUACUACGGGUCCUACCUAAAGGACACAAAGUUAUGGAUCAUUAUGGAAUAUUUAGGAGGCGGAUCAGCGCUAGAUUUGCUGGAGCCCGGGGCGUUGGACGAAACGCAGAUCGCCACCAUUCUCCGAGAAAUACUCAAGGGCCUGGAGUACCUGCACUCAGAAAAGAAAAUCCAUAGAGAUAUUAAAGCCGCCAACGUCCUGCUGUCCGAGCAAGGAGACGUGAAGCUGGCGGACUUUGGCGUAGCCGGACAGCUAACGGACACGCAGAUCAAGAGGAACACCUUCGUGGGCACGCCCUUCUGGAUGGCCCCGGAAGUAAUCAAGCAGUCCGCCUACGACUCAAAGGCUGAUAUCUGGUCGUUAGGCAUCACGGCGAUAGAGCUGGCGAAAGGCGAGCCGCCCCACUCUGAGCUCCACCCCAUGAAGGUGCUGUUCCUCAUCCCCAAAAACAACCCGCCCACCCUGGACGGCAGCUACAGCAAACCCCUCAAGGAGUUUGUGGAGGCCUGCCUGAACAAAGAGCCCAGCUUCAGGCCCACGGCCAAAGAGCUGCUCAAGCACAAGCUAAUCGUCCGGCAUGCCAAGAAGACAUCCUACCUGACGGAGCUCAUCGACAGGUAUAAGCGGUGGAAGGCAGAGCAGUCUCGGGACGAGUCCAGUUCAGACGAGAGCGACUCAGAGCAAGAUGGACAGGCCUCUGGAGGCAACGACUCGGGGAAUGAUGACUGGAUCUUCAACACGAUCAGGGAGAAGGACCCCAAGAAGUUUCACAACGGAGCGGCACAGCCUGAGGAACUGGCGAGGAACGAGGCACAAGACAUUCCAAAGAGGCCCCUGUCACACAGCUUGUCUACAGUUAUCUCUCCUUUGUUUGCUGAGCUGAAGGAGCAGAGCGAGGCCGGCAGCGCUAAGCUCGAGGCCCUGGAGGAGCUGAGGGAGGCCAUCUUCCUGGCGGAGGAGGCCUAUCCCGGGAUCUCUGACUCCUUGGUGAACGGACUCGUGCAGAGACUCCAGAGGUUCGCUGUGGCGCGGGCGUCCUCCUCGCAGUGAGAGCCGGUGUGCGUCUCCCCCUCACAGCCGUCAGGUCCGCGCCUCCUCCGCCCUCCUCCAUCGGCCGCUUAAAGCCAAACUCUUCCACUUCCUGUCUCUCUCUUCCUCCAUUCGUCAUAGUGCACAUAUUCGAGCGUGGCAUGCGAGCGAGGGACCGGCGCUCAGCUGGGGCCCGGCAGGGGUCCCUACGCCCCUCGUGGUCCGCUGCAUGUACAAAGGGGGCUCCGUAUACAUAUCUCCUGCUCCAGCAAGUUUGGGGAUUUCAGUUUUGGGAGUUUUCACAAUUUGCCCAGAAAAUACGACAUGUAGAAGAAAAAAUAAAGCUAGCCCGGCUUAUAUAGCAAGUUAAGAAAUGAGCGAUGGCUUUCGGGAGCGUCUGAAACUUCCGGAAGUUUCCGAGGUGUACGCUAGGCGGGUGUGUGUGUGUGCGUGUGCGGGUGUGUGUAUGUGUAUGUGUGUGUGUGUGUGUGCGGGUGCGUGCGUGCUUGCUCUUACUUGUUUACCUUGAAAUCCUGAAGUGUGCGUCUGGGAACCGUGCUAGGGAGAUUGAAGCAUUCUUUUGAAACCUCAGGUAUCCUGCUUUAAGUGGACGGGUCCUUUGGGAGGCGGAGAACGCUCAGUGGGGUGGGUGUACAAAUUUGUAAAUAAGGUCAUUUUUACAGAUCUGGAGAAUUAGAGGGGUGCCCGUAAAGGAAUCACUGUGUACAAACGGCCAAGUGCUUCUGUAGAUACUCAGUAAAGGUAAAUAUUUAAAGAUACAGUCACUCCAAUGGCCAUAACUGAGAAUUGCCUUGCCUUUAUGAUAUAUGUACUUUUUUAAAUUUUCAUCUUUGGUUUUCUUUCAUUUAAAAAAUAAAAUUAAUUUCAAAGGUUUUACCAUUCAGUGGAAGCUGAGGCCCUAAUUCCAUAUGUUUUAAUCGUUGCAGUUGGUAAGCUUCUGUUUGGCGCUAUUCCUUGCUGAUCAGUCCCCUGUAGUUUUACCACCUUGGAGCCCAUACUCUGUCAUAGGACAAAUAAUGCCAUAGUUCACUCAGUCCAGGUUGAAACAAUAUUUAUUGCUCAAGUCAGAAAGUCCCCGCAAAAAAUAGUAUGCCAUUGACUGCAUCUUUCCUUUGCUGUUCGUCUGUGAGUCGAGCUCAUUUAAGGCUCCUGUGCAGUCUAACCCCAGAGUACCUGCCGCUCAAAAUAAACACAACGCCAGCAGGUCUUACCACUUCCUCUUCUUACUCCGCAUCAUUGCAUUCAUGGAUUAAUGAGAAAUGUGGUGUACUAAAAGGGGAAAAUGUUUAAAAGGACAUUUGGAUAUAGUAUUGACACAGUUUAGCAUUCUCUCAUCGGGUAGUAUUCGGACAUUACCAGCAGUGAACUCCGUUGCAGCCUCUAGACGCAAGUCUUCCAGGGCACUGCACGUCAGCUGGCACAAAAAGGCUUUAGCAUUGCCUUUCGCUUAUACAUAAAGCAGCCAAAAAAACAUGCAUGAGAUUUAUUAUACCGACAGUGUACAUGUAGGAAGUGCCAUGUAAGGCUGGACUUGGGACAAUUACUCAACAUGCCUCUCAACUAGCGACAUUGGUUGGCGCACACACACAAACUUGCUACACCGCUACUGCGUAAAGACAAGAAAGUAUCGCCAGUUUGCAGUCCUCAGGAGCUGGAAACGAACGUGUCAUGUAACGAACGUGCAUGUAGAAUAAGCCUUCUGCAUCGAGUACAGUAUGUGUUGUAGCAUACUGCAGCGGUUGGAAUGGUUGCAUCUUCUGGAGAUCUAAGGCUCGAUUUGACCUUUGCUUCAGUGCGGAACCUGGGAUAAUGUAGUCACGGCUUUAAAUACUUUGAGUCAAGAAUUAUUCAUUCUGGCCAGGCCCUUAUUUUUAACCUCCUUUUUUCCCCUCAUUGUCACAGACCCCUGCAGCUACGGAGACAAGGGUAGGCAGCAAUAACGUAACAAUCGGAGCAGUCGGGCACAUUAAGCGGUUUUUAAUCUAAUGCUGUCACAAGUAAUCACAUUACUUUAUUUUUUAAAAUAAUACAAAAUCUAUUACACAUUUUUUGAGAAGUGUUUUACCAAUGGCUUGAAUUAAAGGGGCAGCGCUUCAUCAACCCUACAGGUCUUUACAGUGCCUUGUACUGUUAAAAAUAUAUGGGCAUCUCAGACUGUUCCAACCUUAGAUUAGCAUCAGAGUUUUAAAAGGAGUCGGCAGGCUUUCAUUCAGGAUAGCGGUGCGUUAGCUGUGUGUACGCUAGCAGGUGUUGCCUUGAAUUCAUCCACCUGCAUUGGCUUCAUUAGGUUUGCAAACGAGGCCUAAAAUACCAGCUUAAAAUCCCAUUAGUUAGUUCCCACGGUCGAUAAAAGGUUUGGGGGAAAAACUCAUCCCCUCCUCAGGAAGAAGCUGAAGUCUAGGUGUCCCGUCUUCUUCCUGUCCUGUAGUGUAGUGUUUUUUUUUUUUUUUUUGAGACCUCCCAGUAACUAAAAAAAGACUGAAGUCACGGACGUGGCUUUCACAUGAACCUCACGACACCAAACACAGCCACCUCACCUGCACUGUUACAGAAAGGUUUCUGUUUCAGUUCCUACCUUCUUCAGUGGAGACACGAUUGCCAACCUGUCCAUAUGAUCCACCGCUGCAUCUGUUCCCCCCAUCCUGUAGUCCCAGGUAUAAAACGUGCCAUGUCUUCACCGCCCCCCCCAAUCUUUUUUUUUUUUUGUUUUGUAUUGUAAUUUGCACCUUGUGGAGCCGGUCCAGUUAGAUUCUUAAUCUGUGUUGCACUUUGUAAACAUUUAUUUAGUAUUUAAAAAGGAGAAAUGGUACAUAUUCGAGGCCAGCGUUCCUUGUCAUUUCCUUUGAUUGCUACUGUACCUUCACUAUUAUGGCAAUAACACAAGGCCACCCAGGAUGCAUUCUUCAGCACAGGUAUAUUAUAUGGAAUGAAUCAAAGAAAAAUCCAAUAUUUUUAUAAGAGCAAGUAUUGUAGUACAGAGAAAAACAAAUCUGGAUCUCUGUUAUGUCUAUUAUUAAUGAUGGGAUACUUAUCACAGAUUAUUAAAAAUGUGUAAAUUUCAUUUUCUGUAACAUUGCUGACAGUUUAUAGUCCUGUAUAUAAUCCUUGCUUAUGUCAUUAAAAACAUCAAGGUAUUGAACUCCUUGUACGCUUUCAAGUGAUUAAAAAAAUAAAAUGUAAAAAAAUCUAAUCAAA
Conger conger (European conger) is the source of this 5288-nucleotide messenger RNA. RefSeq names its product serine/threonine-protein kinase 24-like. Lineage: Eukaryota; Metazoa; Chordata; Actinopteri; Anguilliformes; Congridae. The transcript is spliced from 11 exons. Bases 792 to 2093 code for a protein of 433 amino acids. Gene Ontology annotation, molecular function: ATP binding; protein kinase activity. Gene Ontology annotation, biological process: protein phosphorylation. The record is from RefSeq and is a predicted model, not a curated record.